Hypanus sabinus (Atlantic stingray) is the source of this 1982-nucleotide messenger RNA. RefSeq names its product myeloid associated differentiation marker a (gene myadma). Gene Ontology annotation, cellular component: membrane. NCBI's taxonomy places the organism in Eukaryota, Metazoa, Chordata, Chondrichthyes, Myliobatiformes, Dasyatidae. The record is from RefSeq and is a predicted model, not a curated record. The transcript has a single exon. The coding region runs from base 39 to 908 and encodes 289 amino acids.
AGACUAACUCACUCCCCUCUUUGUCUCCCCCCAGGACGAUGGCAGUGGUGAACCUGCAGGCCCUGAACUCACGGCUGGGCUACGCACGUCUGGCAGCCCUCUUCAUGACCUGCCUGGCCUUCAGCCUGGUGGUGCACUCCGGAGUCUGGUGGGGCCAGUUUGGUAGUUGGUGCCUCUUUGCCUGGUGCUUCUCAUUUGCCACCAUCGCCCUGGUGCUGCUGCUCGAGGUAGCAGGCCUGACGUCCAAGGCCCCUGUCUCCUGGCGGGAGGCUCCAGUCGCCCUGGCUGCCUUCUCAGGCCUGCUGUGCCUCUCGGCCUCCAUCAUCUACCCAGUCCGCUUCAUCAACAAAUACAACGGGUGGCAGGAGUACACGGUCACUGCCACUGUUGCCUCCUGCCUGGCGACAGUAGCCUACGCGGUGCAGGUCUGGCUGAGCAAGGCCAGGCCGGGAGAGGUGACCGGUUACCUGGCGACGGUGCCCGGUCUGCUGAAGGUGGUGGAGGCCUUCGCUGCAGGAGUCAUCUUUGCCUUUGUGGGGGAGACGAACUAUGAGAGAUACCCGGCCUUGAAGUGGUGCCUGGCUGUGUACUGCAUUUGCUUCAUCCUGGCUGUCAUGCUCAUCCUCCUCUUCCUGACUGGCCGUUCCUCCUGGCUCCCCACGCCGCUGGAGCGCUGGCUGGGGGCCUACGCCCUGCUGGGCGUCCUGCUGUACGCCACUGCCACCAUCCUCUGGCCACUCUUCUGCUUUGACCGCCGCUACGGCACGAGCAGCCGGCCGGCUGGCUGCGGAAAUGGCUGCUAUUGGGACAGCCAGGUGGCCGUGGCCGUCCUGACAGCCUUCAACCUGUUGGUCUAUCUGGCUGACCUGAUCCACUCAGGCAGGCUGGUCUUCAUUAGGACCCACUGAUGGGCAGCAGGGGGUAGAGAAGGUGGGGAGGGAGGGGGGUGGAGGGGAAUACAUGUAACCAUGUUUCGAUGGUGUGGAGGGAGAUUCACUCUGUGCCUGACCCCGGGAGUGUGUGAUGGGACGGUGUGGAGGGGGUUUCACUCUGUGUCUGACCCCGGGAGUGUGUGAUGGGACAGUGUGGAGGGGGUUUCACUCUGUGUCUGACCCCGGGAGUGUGUGAUAGGACAGUGUGUAGGGAGUUUCACUCUGUGCCUGACCCCGGGAGUGUGUGAUGGAACAAUGUGGAGGGAGAUUCACUCUGUCUCUGACCCCGGGAGUGUGUGAUGGGACGGUGUGGAGGGGGUUUCACUCUGUGCCUGACCCCGGGAGUGUGUGAUGGGAUGGUGUGGAAGGAGAUUCACUCUGUGUCUGACCCCGGGAGUGUGUGAUGGGACGGUGUGGAGGGAGAUUCACUCUGUGUCUGACCCCGGGAGUGUGUGAUGGGACGGUGUGGAGGGAGAUUCACUCUGUGUCUGACCCUGGGAGUGUGUGAUGGGACGGUGUGGAGGGGGUUUCACUCUGUGUCUGACACCGGGAGUGUGUGAUGGGACGGUGUGGAGGGAGAUUCACUCUGUGUCUGACCCCGGGAGUGUGUGAUGGGACAGUGUGGAGGGAGAUUCACUCUGUGUCUGACCCCGGGAGUGUGUGAUGGGACGGUGUGGAGGGAGAUUCACUCUGUGUCUGACCCCGGGAGUGUGUGAUGGGACAGUGUGGAGGGGGUUUCACUCUGUGCCUAACCCCGGGAGUGUGUGAUGGGACAGUGUGGAGGGAGCUUCACUCUGUGUCUAACCCCGGGAGUGUGUGAUGGGACGGCGUGGAGGGGGUUUCACUUUGUGUCUGACCCCGGGAGUGUGUGAUUGGACGGUGUGGAGGGAGAUUAACACAGUGUCUGACAUCGGGAGUAUGUGAUGGGAUGGUGUGGGUGGGUUUGGAGUAUGUCCAUGUGAGAUGGUCUGUAUAUCCUUUGUAUCACUGUUUAUGAAUUUAUCACUCACUUUGUUAUUCUGGAAUAAAAAGAACUUUGCUUACACCACA